CCUGCGACCUCCAAUCGGGACUAUGCGAAGGGGAGUUUGAUGGAUCGGCUCCUGCUGAACCAGCGAGCGCCGUCGACGGCGUGCUUUGAAAGUCUUUUAUUGGAUUCGUUGCUGCUGUUGAAUGAGCGAAGCGCCACGGUGCAGGAUCUUCUGUCGUCGAUGAAAUCCAACCCGUUUAUCAAUUCGAGCAACGACACUAGUUUGCUUUCUGCAAUUGAAAACGUUUUACAUUACUAUCUGUCUGUCAACCCCCACAAGCACUUCUCUAUUAACCUUAACCAGCAAAGCCUCAAGUAUACGUUGUGUAUUUCUGAAUCGAUUGUUUCCUUGAACAAACAAACAAACAAAUUGUAA
This is a messenger RNA of Blastocystis hominis, 354 nucleotides long. RefSeq lists its product as hypothetical. Lineage: Eukaryota; Bigyra; Opalinata; Blastocystidae. The transcript is spliced from 2 exons. The record is from RefSeq and is a predicted model, not a curated record. The coding region runs from base 40 to 354 and encodes 104 amino acids.